CUUCAAACUCAUUACUCUAGGGAUGUACUUGUACUUCAUUCUUAAUGACUUGUACAAGAUGCUGCCGAAAGCCCAGACACAUGGCCCUUGUCGAUGAUGAUACGUCUUAUUAUUUAUAUCGCCAUCUUUCCUUUGAGUCCGCACACAUCUGACCAGCCAACCCACCCACCAACCCCCUUUCCUGCUUCAAGAUUGUCCUUUUAUUACUCUUGAAAAAAACCCAUCGCCGGAGUUUAGUUUAACCCUCAGCCGCCGCCUACUUCACCGGUAGCAAUUCCUCUACUUUACUCAUGGAUGACUACUUGGGUCUCUUCGUGAAGGAGACCAAUCUGUACAAUCAAAUAGUGCUCGGUGGUUUACUGCCGGAAAAGCUGUGGACCCCGCUUCCACACUUCCUCCAAGGGUGGCUGCGUAACUACAUUGCCGCCACUCUUAUUUACUUCAUCUCCGGCGUCCUCUGGUGCUCCUACAUCUAUCACAUUAAGCGUAAUGUUUUCGUACCCAAAGAUGCGAUUCCUUCAAGAAAAGCGAUGCUUUUACAAAUAUAUGUAGCAAUGAAGGCGAUGCCAUGGUAUUGUGUUCUUCCUACGAUCUCUGAAUACAUGGUUGAAAAUGGACGGACAAGAUGCUUUUCAAGAAUAAGUGACGUUGGAUGGGCUUCAUACGUUUGGAAUUUUGGGCUUUAUUUCUUAAUUGUAGAAUUUGGGAUUUAUUGGAUGCAUAGAGAGUUGCAUGAUAUUAAGCCUCUUUACAAAUAUCUUCAUGCAACUCAUCAUAUCUACAAUAAGCAAAAUACACUUUCUCCAUUUGCUGGAUUGGCAUUCCACCCAAUAGAUGGAAUUCUGCAAGCAUUACCACAUUAAUGGGGGCAGGAUACCACACAAUUCAUCAUACAACAUAUCGUCAUAAUUAUGGGCAUUACACAGUCUGGAUGGAUUCCAUAUUUGGUACCCUUCGUGAUCCUUUGGAAGAAGAAGAAACCAAGAAUAUAUGAUUGCGACCAAUUUCAUUUGUAAAUGUACGAUUCCAUGGUUUAAGUUAGAUUAAUUUGAUCAAUAGAACUGUUAGAUAUCUUCAUGUGUAUGUUGGACCAGAUCCAUGUAUUUUAUUUUCCUUUUUUUUGUGGUCAAGAAUCAUGAUCCCCUUGUUUCUGCUAAGAUUUUUGCUAAAAAAGAGGUGGUAGUGAAUUGGUUUGUUGGCAUUUUCUUCAUGUUAUUAGACUUGGUGUAUUUUGUAUCAUUAUAUUCUUUAAUUAUUAUAUUGAGUUUUGUUUCAUUA
This is a messenger RNA of Lactuca saligna, 1278 nucleotides long. The record is from the annotation of a GenBank genome assembly. Lineage: Eukaryota; Viridiplantae; Streptophyta; Magnoliopsida; Asterales; Asteraceae.